UCCGACUCCGAUUUAGAAAUCAUCGCAGUCAACCAGUUGGGUAAGGUCACGAACGAUUACCACAUUCUCCACCAUCACUAUGCAACACCCAACCCCAUUAAUAAUAGUAUCCUCGUCGACGACCCCUCCAACAGGAACACAUUACGGUCGUUGGUGACGAAACGCAUCCAGGAAUAUUCCCACAAUUCCACCCCCUCCAACUACCAGUACGGAACCGAUUUCCUGAUCUCUAAAACCUUCCUUCAAAAGUCAAACUACCAGGAUCACUACCGGCCGGUACGACCCCAGCAUGAUGAGGAUGCGGAAGAGGAGGCCGAAGACUACGACGAUCUCUUGAAUCUAACCAUACACGAAACACCCACAAAAAAGUACCACCAGUCCAUCCUCAAUUACUAUGUGCCUUCCAAACCUAUAUCGUCUACCAACUACUCAAUUUUGGACUCGUUAAUAUCCAACUUCUUCAUCGAUAAGCAGGCCUCUUCUCAGUAUGAAAAGUCCCAUCUUAAGACGCAAGAUGCAGUAACGAAGAACAGAAUCCAAUCGUUAUCCAAAAUAACUCCCUUGGAUAACAGCCAACUAUCCCAAGUUAUGAACAUCUGGAACUCUCGUAUUAAUAAGCAAUUGUUCAGUAUUUUCCAGAUCGAUGUGUUUGUGGACGAUUUAAAGACCUUGCGUGAUGGAAAAUGGCUCAAUGAUAAUAUCAUAGAUCUCUACCUCAACCUCAUAACAGAUUCGACUCCAAAAACCUAUGCAUGGACUACCCACUUCUUCACCACUUUGCAAGAUAAAGGAUACCAAGGUGUUGCUAGAUGGGCAAAACGUCGUAAAUUAAACGUUUACGAAAAGGAUAUCAUUUUGGUGCCCAUCAAUAUCAUGAAUACCCACUGGGCGUUGGCGGUUAUCAACAAUGUCGAACAAAAAAUCGAGUACUUGGACUCUCUUUCGAGCAAUGGUAACAUUAAUGCAAUCAAAUUGUUAUCGAACUAUAUGUCACUGGAGGCCGAUCGUUUGGGAAAGCCAAAAAUUCAGUAUCAAUUAUUUCCUAGCGUUAAAACUCCUCAACAGGCUAAUGGCUACGACUGUGGGGUAUUUACAUGUACCGCCGCAAGAUAUGUGGCCGAAAAGUCCGCAUUGACGUAUUCUCAGAGUGACAUGAAAGUAAUCAGAAGAAUCAUGGCAUACGAGAUACUAACCAAAAAGUUGAUAGAG
This is a messenger RNA of Suhomyces tanzawaensis NRRL Y-17324, 1209 nucleotides long. RefSeq names its product SUMO protease (gene ULP2). The annotation marks the transcript as partial. Gene Ontology annotation, molecular function: deSUMOylase activity. Gene Ontology annotation, biological process: protein desumoylation. Lineage: Eukaryota; Fungi; Ascomycota; Pichiomycetes; Serinales; Debaryomycetaceae. Gene Ontology annotation, cellular component: nucleus. The transcript has 2 exons. The record is from RefSeq and is a predicted model, not a curated record.